AUGUCGGUCACCGAUGAGGAUCCGCCCGGCUCCUCGGCCGUGUCACCGAAGGCCCUGGAAAAUCUGGCGGGACCGUCGCGGGCCGAGGAUUCGCAGGUGUGCGCGAUUUGCGGGGACAAGGCGACCGGCAAGCACUAUGGCGCCAUUUCGUGCGACGGUUGUAAAGGUUUCUUUCGUCGCACCGUCCGGAAGCGGCACAACUACAGCUGUCGCUUCAAGCGGAUGUGUAUUGUUGAUAAAGAUCACCGAAACACCUGUCGAAGAUGUCGAUACGAUGUUUGUAUGAGGAUGGGCAUGAAAACGGAGGCCGUUCAGAUCGAGCGUGACCGCAUCGCCAAGCCAUCACCGACAGCCGCUACAGUAGCCGAGGAACCGCUUUUAGAAGAGCUUCUCCAAGCCGAAGCAGCGGUUAGGCAACUUCGCUCGAGCGUCAUUACCAGGACUUCUGAUGCAAGACGAGGAGAAGCCACGACCAUUGAUGUGACUGAUAGUAUGCACCAACAGCUCGUGCUCAUGGUGGAGUGGGCCAAGAGAUUGGUGUCAUUUUCUAAAUUGCCGAUGCGGACGCAGGUCGGGUUAUUACGCCACUUCUCCGCCCAACACCUCGUCAUGUGCGCGGCAUUCCGCUCAAUCCACCUUGACGACGCCGUGUGGCUGACUAACGAGACACGACUCCAUAAGAAUUCCACAAAAGUGCCAGACGUCAACCGUGUAGCCGCCCGGAUCGUCGAUCAACUAACGGUACCGAUGCGGCGGCUUCAGAUGAACGAGAUCGAAUACUGCGCCUUGAAGGCGGUCGCUUUCUUUGAUCCAAUCGCAAAAGGGGUGGACGAUUCCUACGAAGAGGUGGAUCUGUCGCGGCAGGAGGUGCUCGACGCCUUCGAGCGGUACGUCAGAUUUGUGUCCCCGCUGCGAGAGGUCCCAAGAAGACUCUCACAACUGCUGCUCCUCCUCCCUCCGGUGCUCGGCAUCGCGCGCGACCUUGUCGAAGACGUGCAGCUGGCCAAGCUGUUUGGGCUCGCUUCGAUCGACAGACUGAUGGCCGAGCUGAUGCUCCCCGGCGAGAACCACCAUAACGAGGAGAAAAUGGAGGACGGGAGCCCGCUCUAUAGCCCCGCGCCCAGCAUCCAUGUCCACACCUCCGAAGCCCCAGCUAGC
Messenger RNA from Mesorhabditis spiculigera, 1158 nucleotides. The record is from the annotation of a GenBank genome assembly. Lineage: Eukaryota; Metazoa; Nematoda; Chromadorea; Rhabditida; Rhabditidae.